Molecule: messenger RNA, 3782 nt
Organism: Eublepharis macularius
Lineage: Eukaryota; Metazoa; Chordata; Lepidosauria; Squamata; Eublepharidae
Gene: OCRL
Product: OCRL inositol polyphosphate-5-phosphatase
Exons: 24
Coding region: 137-2896 (919 amino acids)
Biological process (GO): phosphatidylinositol dephosphorylation; signal transduction
Cellular component (GO): cytoplasm; membrane
Molecular function (GO): inositol phosphate phosphatase activity; phosphatidylinositol-4,5-bisphosphate 5-phosphatase activity
Source: RefSeq, a predicted model, not a curated record
CCUGCGCUCGGCUCCUCUUUCGCGGCCUCCGCUGUGCGCGCGCCCGAAGGUCGCCGGGAGAGCGCGCGCGGUGGGGCCCCGAGGGGAGCGACGCCUCCCGCGCCCCUCCCGCUUCUCAGUGGGGCCUGGCCGGGCCAUGGAGCCUGUCGCUCGGCCUGGGAGCAGGAGCAUUGCCGGUGUGGAGGUGACUGCGGGCCAGCGAGUGCUAUGUGAGCUGAGUCUGGUCCAGCGUGGUGCGGAUUAUGAUUUGGUUAUCCAUUCCCGGGAGAAGGAACCACCUGUCCAAGAGAACAUUCCCAUCAACAGCCGCUUUAAAUGUGUGCAAGAGGCUGAAGAAACUCUGCUGAUCGACAUAGCAGCAAAUAGUCGUGGGACAGGCUUGGAUUGUGAUUUACCUUAUUUCUUGGAGAGAAGCAAAUACAAAUAUGUGGAAUUACAGAGAGAAAACACUGGCUGCAAGAUCCGGGUGCAAGGCGACUGGACAGCAGAGCGGCUCUUUGAGUUCCCAGACGAGGAGCGAUGCUUGGGGUUCUUUGCUGAGGUUCUGAGAGUUCAGGAAGUUCGGGCAAAAGCUCCUUUCUGUGAUCUUGUGGACCAUGCCUCCUGGCAACAAGUAAAAGGCCUCUCUGGGCCUGCCGAGCCUCCUGCUGCAGGAAUUCUGGGAUUUGAGGAUAACUUCAAUGCCAUGAGUUUGGAGAAGAAACGAAACUUGCAGAAUCAACAAAUGAGUGCCCGCCGAGAGCCUCCGCCGCCGCCACCAAGCAGGCCGUGUCUCCGAGAGAAGGAGGCUGUUGUGACCAAGGACCAGCCCAAAGUCAGCAACACCAUGCGCAUGCUUUUCGUACCCAACACGCAAACCGGGCAGAGGGAAGGGCUCAUCAAGCACAUCAUUGCCAAGAGGGAGAAGGAAUAUGUCAACAUCCAGAACUUCAGGUUUUUCGUGGGGACAUGGAAUGUGAACGGGCAGUCUCCAGACGGUGGCUUGGAACCCUGGCUAAACUGUGACCCUGAGCCUCCAGAUAUCUACUGCAUUGGGUUCCAGGAGCUGGACCUGAGCACAGAGGCUUUCUUCUACUUUGAGUCAACCAAGGAGCAAGAGUGGCUGACCGCUGUGGAAAGAGCUCUACAUGCCAAAGCCAAAUAUAAAAAAGUACAGCUAGUGCGUCUGGUGGGCAUGAUGCUGCUCAUCUUUGCCAGGAAAGAUCAGCUCAGCCACAUCCGGGAUGUGAUUGCCGAGACGGUGGGCACAGGCAUCAUGGGAAAGAUGGGUAACAAGGGAGGCGUGGCUGUGAGGUUCAUCUUCCACAACACCAGUUUUUGCAUUGUCAACUCGCACCUCGCUGCCCACGUGGAAGACUUUGAGCGCCGCAAUCAGGACUACAAGGACAUCUGUGCCCGGAUGAGUUUCCAGCCCCCAGACCAGGGCCAGCCGCAGCUGACAAUCAUGAAACAUGACAUUGUCAUCUGGCUGGGAGAUUUGAAUUACAGGCUUUGCCUUCCUGAUGCCAAUGAAGUGAAAGUUCUGAUCAGCAAAAAUGAGCUUCAGCAGCUGUUGAUGUACGACCAGCUGAAUAUUCAGCGCACUCAAAAGACAGCUUUUGCCGAUUUCACAGAGGGAGAGAUUAAGUUCAUCCCCACAUACAAAUUUGACUCAAAAACGGAUCGCUGGGAUUCCAGUGGGAAGUGCCGUGUGCCAGCCUGGUGUGACCGAAUCCUCUGGCGAGGAGGCAGCGUCAAUCAGCUCCAAUACCGGAGCCACAUGGAGCUUAAAACAAGUGACCACAAGCCCGUCAGCUCCCUCUUCCUCAUUGGGGUAAAGGUUGUGGAUGAACGACGGUACCGGAAGGUGUUUGAAGAUAUUGUUCGGAUGAUGGACAGGAUGGAGAAUGAGUUCCUUCCAUCUCUGGAGCUCAGCCGGCGGGAGUUUUCAUUUGAGAAUGUGAAGUUUCGGCAGCUGCGGAAGGAGAAGUUCCAGAUCACCAACAACGGGCAGGUCACCUGCCACUUCUCCUUUAUCCCCAAGCUAAACGACAGCCAGUACUGUAAGCCGUGGCUCCGAGCCGAGCCCUGCGAGGGUUACUUAGAGCCAAAUGAGACUGUGGAUAUAUCCCUUGAUGUGUAUGUCAGCAAGGACUCAGUGACCCUUCUGAACUCAGGAGAGGACAAAAUUGAGGAGAUUCUUGUUCUUCACCUUGACCGAGGCAAGGAUUACUUCCUCACCAUCAGCGGGAGUUACCUGCCUAGCUGCUUUGGGACCUCCUUGGAAGCACUGUGCCGGAUGAAGCGGCCAAUCCGUGAAGUCCCCGUCACCAAGCUCAUCGAUCUGGAGAAGUCCCUUCUGGAGAUGGUACCGCAGGACAGUGAAGACUCCGGAGAUCGACCUUUGCAUGUACCAAAGGAGAUCUGGAUCUUGGUGGACCACCUGUUCAAGAACGCUUGCCAUCAGGAGGACCUCUUCCAGACCCCAGGCAUGCAAGAGGAACUGCAGGAAAUCAUUGAAUGCCUGGAUACUACCAUUCCUGAGACGAUCCCUGGCAGUAACCACUCGGUGGCUGAAGCCCUGCUGAUCUUCCUGGAGGCGCUGCCGGAACCGGUCAUUUGCUAUGAGCUGUAUCAGCGCUGCCUGGACUGCUCUCAAGACAGUCGUUUCUGCCGGCAGGUGAUCUGCCAGCUGCCCCGGUCCCACCGAAAUGUGUUCCGCUACCUGAUGGCAUUCUUGCGGGAGCUGCUGAAAUAUUCAGAGGAUAACAACGUCAGUGCCAACAUGCUAGCCACGCUCUUUGGCAGCCUCCUUCUACGGCCUCCGCCCAACCUUUUGGCAAAGCAGACCCCGCAGGAGCGCCAGCGGGCUAUUAACUUCAUCCUUGUCUUCCUGCUGGGGGUGGAUGACUACUAAAGGUGCCAAAGCGUGGGCUCUGCGCCAGCUGAGUGGCAGCUUGGAGCAGGGAGGGGAGGAAGGGAACGGCCAGGCCUCUUUUCUCUGGCUAAGUGCCGGUGGAGAUGAGGCAGCUUCCCGGUCUUCCUUCAGGGAGGGAGUCCAUCUUGCUGAGUCCCAGCCCCUCUCUGUGCUUCAUCGAUUCUUUGCCAACUUUCCCCCCAACCCGAACAGAGCUGCAGACCCAAUUUUCCCUUGGGCCACCGAUCUAUGGAAGUCUGAGGGUGUUUGGAGGAGGCAGGCUAUUCACUGGGCAUGGAGCCAGGAGGAUGAUCUCUUGUUACCGCCAGGGGUUGCUGGCAGUUCCCCUUGAUCCCGUUGCAGAAACACCACGUUGCACCCCCUCCCGACCCGACCCAGCAGAGCGUUUGUUUGAUGCUCUCGCUAGAUAUGAGGCCUUGAAAGGGGCCCGUCUCGGCCUGGGACUGCAGGCGAAAAAGACUUUCUUCCUCUGCCCUUGGAACCUGGUGCUGGUCAAGAAGAGGCAGGGCAGCAGCUGUGAUGCGACACACCGACUUCCUCGCCCGCUCUGUGCCGAUCAGCUCUCUGUCCUCAUUCUGUCCGAUAGUGUGUGGCACGCAUUCCUGGCCCUGCUGGUCUCUAGUUCUUUAUGAAACACUAAACACUGCCCAAGGGGGAGGGAGGAAAGGCAGGCGGGAUACGCCUCAAAGCUGGGGCCGCGGAUAGGGCUGUGUUGGACUUCUCUCCCCCUUUCACAGUUCUGCACUUUGUCUUUCUGGUUGUCUGUCCUGGAUUGCUGUACUUCGUGGUACGCACUCUUUCUCUCUUCCUUUUUUUUUUUAAACUGUAUAAUUUAUUGGGAAACCUGUUUCAAAAUAAAUCUUAA